This is a messenger RNA of Sorghum bicolor (sorghum), 2949 nucleotides long. RefSeq names its product U-box domain-containing protein 43. The transcript has 3 exons. Bases 147 to 2444 code for a protein of 765 amino acids. NCBI's taxonomy places the organism in Eukaryota, Viridiplantae, Streptophyta, Magnoliopsida, Poales, Poaceae. The record is from RefSeq and is a predicted model, not a curated record. Gene Ontology annotation, molecular function: protein binding.
AUUUGUCUUGUAGUUUUCUGAUGAGCUAUGUAAUUUGGUUUUUUAUUAGUUUCUAAAAAUUCCUCCCGACGUCUUUCCGACACAUCUGAUGUGACACCCAAAAAAAAUUUUCAAUCUCCAAUCUAAACGGGGCCUAAACAAGGCCCAUGAUGAAACGGCACGGCCUCCUCCCUCUCCCCUGCGGCUGCGUCUGCGUGUCCCGAAAAUCGGAGGCCAGGUCGUCUCCCUUCCUCCCGUCCCGUCCCAUCUCGUCGUCCCCGUCCCUCUCCGCCCAUGGGCGACUUGACCGCUUCGCCGUGUCCACAGCUGCCUUCUUACUCCAUUCCCGCUCGCACGCACCCUCCCGUCCCGCGCUCGCUUCCCACUCCCGCAAAGCCUGCCGCUGCUGCCUGCUGGUUGCUCACCUGCCGCGGUACGCGAUGGCGGGGGCCGCAGCGGCGGCCGCGGUGGACGUGGAGGACCUGCUGGUGCGCGUCAAGACCGGCGCCGAGGACGAGCUCGCCGCCGUGGCCAGGGAGGUGGAAGCGCUGGCCGGGGACGGAAGGCUCGGGGAGGAGGACGACGAGGACGGCCUCCUCGUCCCGGCGCUGCUCGCGCGCCUCGCCGCCGCGGGCACCGCUGACGCCAGGGUCAGCGUCAUGGCCGCGCUCAGGCGCCUCGCGGGCUGCGUCGCCGGUGAGAGCAAGGAGAGGCUGGCGAGCAUCGAGGCGCUUUCCAGCAUAGUCCGCUCCCUGUCCAGAGACGUUGACGAGAGGAGGGAGGCGAUUGCGGUGCUGCUAGACCUGUCCGACAUCCCACAGGUCCGGCAGAGGAUUGGCAGGAUCAAAGGGUGUAUCGUCAUGCUAGUCACGUUGAGGAAUGCGCGUGAAUCAGGCACCGAGGACGAUGCAGAGAAGUUGCUCAGUAUCUUGUCGUCCAACCCGCAGAAUGUGCUGUUGAUGGCGGAGGCUGGUUACUUCCGGCCGUUGAUACAGUACCUCAAGCAAGGUUCUGACAUGAACAAGGUCCUUAUGGCCACUGCUAUUUCAAAAAUGUUCCUAUCUGAACAUAUGAAAUCUUCCCUCGGUGAGGAUGGAGCUAUUGAACCCCUCGUGGACAUGUUUAAAUAUGGAAACCUUGAAGCCAAGCACUCAGCCUUAGGCGCCUUGCGUAAUCUCUCUAGCUCUCUACAAAAUGCAGAACUCCUGAUAAAUUCUGGCAUAACAGGACCGCUGCUCCAGCUCCUUUUCUCUGUGACCUCAGUGCUCAUGACCCUCAGAGAGCCAGCCUCAGCUAUACUCGCAGCAAUAGCACAAUCUGAGCGUAUUCUACUUCAUAAAGAUGUAGCACCUCAGAUACUCUCGCUUCUUAAUUUAUCGAGUCCGGUAAUUCAACUUCAUCUUCUGAGGGCCCUAAACAGCAUUUCCGGGCACGCCAAUGCUAAAAGAGCCAGGAGUAAAAUUAGGAAAAAUGGAGGGGUGCAACUGCUUCUACCUUUCCUAACAGAAAAGAAUGUGGAUAUCAAAAUUGCUGCGUUGCACUUAAUGUUCCAUCUAUCGAAAGAUUCUUCUCAAGAAUUGGCUGAACAGUUCAGGGAGACCCAUCUAGAUAUCUUGGUAAAGAUCAUCUCUUCUCCUACUUCUCGAGAUGAGAAGGCUGCAGCUGUUGGUAUCCUAAGCAACCUCCCAGUGACAGAUAAGAAGGUAACUGAGAUUCUGAUGCGGUCAAACUUGCUUCCUAUUCUGAUCACCUUGUUUGAAGCAAACAUCGCCACUUCCGUGACACCUCAAAGGAUGUGGUUGCUUGAGGGCAUUGCCGGUGUAUUUAUUCGGUUCACAGUUACCUGGGACAGGAAACUACAGAGUUCAGCAGUUGGAUAUGGGGUGGUUCCUUGCCUUGUUAAGUUGCUUUCGGAAGGAUCAGUGGACGCCAAGUCUAAAGCAGCAACAUCCUUGGCCCAACUAUCACAGAGCACAAUGGCACUGCUUAAGUCAAAAUUGCCAAGGUGGCUUUGUGUUCCUUCAUCAGCUGAAUCCUACUGUAUAGUCCACAGCUGCCAGUGCACCGUCAAGAGCACCUUCUGCUUAGUAAAAGCUGGCGCCGUCAAUCCUCUGGUCCAGAUACUAGAAGGCGAAGAACGCGGAGCAGAUGGAGCGGUGCUGGAAGCACUGGGUACUCUUAUGCAGGACGAGAUCUGGGAAAACGGGAGCAGGGUGAUAGAGAAGGCGUCAGGCAUCCAUGCUCUGCUGAGGAUCGCCGAAGCUGGAGAGCUGAGUUCCCAGGACAGGGCGAUAUGGAUGCUGGAGCGGAUGUUCCGGCUCGAAGCCCACAGAGAGCGGUACGGCGAAAUCACGCAGGCUUUGCUCAUCGACCUUGCCCAGAAAGGAGACCCUGCCCUGAAACCCAUGAUUGGCAAGAUACUGGCUCACCUUGAGCUGCUGCAAACACAAUCUAGCUACUUUUAAGCGUGGAGGUGUUGCUGCAGAGAUACUGGCCAUUUGCAGUUAUGCAGGGCGAUGCCAUUUGACCGGGCAAUGAUCUGAAUUCUGAACGAAAUGGUGCACCGGAUUGUGCGCCGUGACGUGCGAAUCACUGUAACUUCCGGCUGUCUUGUUUAUAGCAGAUUGUAUGAAUAUUUUGCACUUCCUCCCUCUGUUCUUUAACAUUUAACGUUUGGUCGGUUCGAAAUAUAACCAAUCAACGUCAACGUCAAAUGUUAAAGAACAGAGUGAGUGUUGGUUAUUUUCCCCCUUGUAGGUCCAACGAGUUCUGCUUCAAAAAAGCAAGAGUAUGUAGGAUGUGUAGUUAGCCAUAUGCUCCUGUAAAGUUGUAAAUUGGUGACAAUGGCAAAAGCUAGAUGGAGGAUAUGUUGUCAUUUGUACAGCAAAACAGAAAGUUCAGCCGUUUUCAUUCGCGUGUGAGGCGUUAAUGACAGGCGUGACUCGUGAACGUGUCAUGUCUGUUCUCCUA